Molecule: messenger RNA, 1119 nt
Organism: Schistocerca nitens (vagrant locust)
Lineage: Eukaryota; Metazoa; Arthropoda; Insecta; Orthoptera; Acrididae
Exons: 1
Coding region: 1-1119 (372 amino acids)
Molecular function (GO): protein binding
Source: RefSeq, a predicted model, not a curated record
AUGGCGCCGCAUCGUGUGGCACCCUCAAAAGAACGGGAGACGUGGGUGACGGCAGCCGUAGCGAUGGCGCCGCAUCAUGUGGCACCCUCAAAAGAACGGGAGACGUGGGUGACGGCAGCCAUAGCGAUGGCGCCGCAUCGUGUGGCACCCUCAAAAGAACGGGAGACGUGGGUGACGGCAGCUGUAGCGAUGGCGCCGCAUCGUGUGGCACCCUCAAAAGAAUGGGAGACGUGGGUGACCGGAGUCGUAGCGAUGGCGCCGCAUCGUGUGGCACCCUCAAAAGAACGGGAGACGUGGGUGACGGCAGCCGUAGCGAUGGCGCCGCAUCGUGUGGCACCCUCAAAAGAACGGGAGACGUGGGUGACGGCAGCCGUAGCGAUGGCGCCGCAUCGUGUGGCACCCUCAAAAGAACGAGAGACGUGGGUGACGGCAGCCGUAGCGAUGGCGCCGCAUCGUGUGGCACCCUCAAAAGAACGGGAGACGUGGGUGACGGCAGCCGUAGCGAUGGCGCCGCAUCGUGUGGCACCCUCAAAAGAACGGGAGACGUGGGUGACGGCAGCCAUAGCGAUGGCGCCGCAUCGUGUGGCACCCUCAAAAGAACGGGAGACGUGGGUGACGGCAGCCGUAGCGAUGGCGCCGCAUCGUGUGGCACCCUCAAAAGAAUGGGAGACGUGGGUGACCGGAGCCGUAGCGAUGGUGCCGCAUCGUGUGGCACCCUCAAAAGAACGGGAGACGUGGGUGACGGCAGCCGUAGCGAUGGCGCCGCAUCGUGUGGCACCCUCAAAAGAACGGGAGACGUGGGUGACGACAGCCGUAGCGAUGGCGCUGCAUCGUGUGGCACCCUCAAAAGAACGGGAGACGUGGGUGACGGCAGCCGUAGCGAUGGCGCCGCAUCGUGUGGCACCCUCAAAAGAACGGGAGACGUGGGUGACGGCAGCCAUAGCGAUGGCGCCGCAUCGUGUGGCACCCUCAAAGGAACGGGAGACGUGGGUGACGGCAGCCGUAGCGAUGGCGCCGCAUCGUGUGGCACCCUCAAAAGAACGGGAGACGUGGGUGACGGCAGCCGUAGCGAUGGCGCCGCAUCGUGUGGCACCCUCAAAAGAACGGAGACAUGGGUGA